Molecule: messenger RNA, 1033 nt
Organism: Eupeodes corollae
Lineage: Eukaryota; Metazoa; Arthropoda; Insecta; Diptera; Syrphidae
Product: alcohol dehydrogenase
Exons: 5
Coding region: 89-874 (261 amino acids)
Cellular component (GO): cytoplasm
Molecular function (GO): alcohol dehydrogenase (NAD+) activity
Source: RefSeq, a predicted model, not a curated record
CUUCAAGCUAGUACCUGUGCGAGCAUCACUCCAUUCAUAUAUUUAUACUUUCAUAUUGCUCUAAGAAAAUUUCUAUUGAUCUCGAAAAAUGGCUUAUGCUGGAAAGAAUGCUGUCAUAACUGGAGGAGCUGGAGGCAUUGGCUUCCAGGUUUGUGUACAACUUUUGAAAAAUAGCAUUGCGAAUGUGGCUCUUAUUGAUGUUCAAGAAAAUCUUGAAAACAUUGCCAAACUUCGAGCUGCUCAUCCAUCCCAAACGAUACUUCUUAUUAAGAUGGAUGUGGCCAAUAAGCAAGGAAUCGAUGCUGCAUUCGAAGAAAUUAUAAAAAAUUUCGGAAGCAUACAUUUGUUGGUAAAUGUAGCUGGGAUAUUCAAUGAUCUUGAUGUGGCGAGAACGUUACAAGUUAACCUGGGUGGCAUUAUAAACUCAACUUUAGCAGGCAUGAAGCAUAUGAGUAAGGAGAAUGGCGGACAAGGAGGUUUAGUUGCCAAUAUGUCUUCAGUAGUUGGAUUAGAUCCAAUGUUUCUAUUGCCAGUCUAUUCCUCUACAAAACAUGCCAUUAUUGGAUUCACUCGGUGUUUAGGAAACGAUUAUUACUUUCAAAAGACUGGUAUCAAAUUCAUAACACUUUGCCCAGGUGCAACUAUAACAGACAUGUUCACAAAUUUCACAGAAAAAAUUCUAUUUAGUGAUAUGGCUGAUGAGUCCUACACCAUUCUAGAUAGACUCAACAAACAAAGUGCUGCUGAUGUUUCCCGCUGUAUUCUUCAAGCUCUUGAAAGGGAUGAAAAUGGAAAAGUUUACAUAAUUGAAGGUAAAAAGCUAUUUCCAGUUGAAAUGACACGCUAUUGGAGUGGCAUUGAGAAUCAACUAUAAGAAUAAUGUGGAUUCGAGAAUUUCUUUGUAACUUUAUUUACUUGCUUCUAUGAUUGCAGUGUAAUGUCUUAAGCUUGCAAAAGUAAACAUUUUUAUAAGGUAUAAUAAUGGUUUUGUUUAUAGUUAAACCAUUAUAAUAAAUUUGAGCUUAAAAACUGA